Molecule: messenger RNA, 918 nt
Organism: Vicia villosa (hairy vetch)
Lineage: Eukaryota; Viridiplantae; Streptophyta; Magnoliopsida; Fabales; Fabaceae
Exons: 1
Coding region: 1-918 (305 amino acids)
Source: RefSeq, a predicted model, not a curated record
AUGGAGUACUUGCAUCGAUGCAUACAAGGUUUGGAAGUUCAACCUAAAUUUAGCUAUCAUCCUCGUUGCAAAAAGCUGAAUAUUACUAAUGUUAGCUUUGCGGAUGAUAUCCUUCUAUUCACUAGAGGGGACACCACCUCUGUUCAGAUCUUGAUGAAGAAAAUUGAAAAUUUCUCCAUGGCUACAGGUCUAAAAGCGCACCCUGAAAAAUGUCACAUCUAUUUUUGGGGUGUUCCGAGCCAUAUUCAGAUGGAAAUCUUGAAGAACACAGGUUUUACGGAAGGAGCGUUACCGUUUAAAUACCUUGGUAUCCCUCUUGACAGCAAGAAGCUUUAUAGUCACCAUUUCAGACCCAUUAUGGAUAAACUCGUUGUGAAGAUAAAGCAUUGGAUAACCCGUUUAUUGAGUUAUGCAGGCCGUAGGCAACUGAUAAACAGCACUCUGUUCGCCAUUACAGCCUACUGGAUGCAAAUUUUUACCUUCCCUAAGAUUGUUGUCAAACAGAUCGAGAUGAUUUGUGGGAAUUUUUUAUGGUGUGGAAUGAAUGGUGUGAGCAAGAAGGCUCCCAUUGCUUGGGAGAACUUAUGUAAACCGGUCUUUGCAGGUGGACUUAACAUUGUGUCAUUGCACGUGUGGAAUAAAGCCACAAUUGGGAAACUGCUUUGGAACAUCCAUAUCAAGGAGGACAAACUGUGGAAACGUUGGUUAGAUACAUAUUUCCUCAAGAAACAAGACAUUGUUCUAUGGCUGCCAAGGAAUAACAUCUCAUGGACUGUGCGAAAAUUUUUGAAAGCUCGUGAUAUUAUUAAAGCAAUUGACAGUUGGAACGACGACAUCACACAUGGUAAGUAUAAAACAGCAGCCAAACCUUUUAGGAGAAUCCGUACAGGUUGCUUGGAAGAAAACCCUCUUCAAUAA